UCUGCUGCCGCUUCCACUUAAGCAUAUUCUUUAGCAGAUUCAGCACUCCUCUUUAGACUGCCUGGACCCUCCAUGGAAGAACAUAGUACCAUCCCCUCAGCUUCGGACUCAACAUUAAUUGCCUCAAUAGCAACUCCAUAUUAUGACUCCCAAGAGUUCCAUGACUCUGUCGUCAGACUGAGGAGGAACCCGCAAAGGCGCAAGGAAAAGGUUUACGUUGGUUGUGGUGCUGGGUUUGGUGGAGAUCGACCCUUGGCAGCUCUAAAGCUGCUUCAGAGAGUGAAGGAGUUAGACUAUCUAGUACUUGAGUGCCUAGCGGAGCGCACACUUGCUGAGCGCUACCAAGCAAGCAAGUCUGGUGGGAAGGGCUACGAUCCUCGAAUUUCAGAGUGGAUGCAGUUGCUCUUGCCUUUGGCUGUAGAGAGAGGAGUUUGCAUUAUCGCCAACAUGGGUGCAAAGGAUCCUGUUGGCGCUCAGGAAGAAGUGUUACAAAUCGCAACCAAACUGGGAAUUGGUAUCAAUGUUGGUCUGGCUCAUCAGUUUGCAAUUCAAAGAUCAGGUCUCAGUGAUCAUCUAAGAAACGUUGAUGGUGGCGCUAGUGUAUACUUGGGUGCAGCUCCAAUUGUCAAAUGUCUAGAGAAGUACAGACCAAAUGUAGUUAUUACUUCUAGAGUUGCUGAUGCUGCAUUAUUUUUGGCUCCAAUGGUUUACGAACUGGGAUGGAAUUGGGAUGAAUAUGAGCUACUAGCCCAAGGUUCACUAUCUGGCCACCUACUAGAAUGUGGUUGCCAGCUUACAGGAGGGUACUACAUGCACCCAGGUGACAAAAACAGAGACAUGUCUUUUAAAGACCUGCUGGAUUUGUCUCUUCCAUUUGCUGAAGUUAGGUUUGAUGGGACAGUAUGUGUUGCAAAGGCAGAAGGGAGUAGAGGAGUUUUAAAUCCUAGCACAUGUGCUGAACAGCUUCUCUAUGAAGUUGGGGAUCCUAGUGCUUAUAUCACUCCAGAUGUGGUCAUAAACUUACAGGACGUUUCAUUUCAACCAUUAUCAGACUGUAAAGUUCUUUGCAGUGGAGCAAAGCCAUCUGCUGAACCCUUACCUGAUAAAUUAUUGCUAUUAGCCUCUAAAGAUCAGGGCUGGAAAGGCUGGGGUGAGAUCUCCUACGGGGGACACAAAUGUGUAGAACGUGCGAAUGCUGCUGAACAUUUGGUAAGAUCAUGGAUGGAAGAAACAUACCCUGGUGUAAACAACAACAUAAUUUCCUAUAUUAUUGGCUUGGAUAGCCUAAGGGCAAACAGCAAGAUUGGCGGAUUAUCCAGGGCUGUUGAUGAUAUUAGAUUACGCAUGGAUGGCUUAUUUGAGCGAGAAGACCAUGCCAUCCAAUUUACAAAGGAGUUCACAGCAUUAUACACAAAUGGGCCAGCUGGUGGUGGUGGUAUCAGCAUCGGACACAAGAAAGAGAUUAUUCUCGAAAAGGGAUUGGUAUGCCGCGAGCAUGUUCACUGGCAUAUUAUGGCUGCAAGAAACAACAUAAUGGACUCAAAUGAUCACACUUCCAGCCUUAAAGAUAUAAAGCAGACUUCUACUGACAAUGAAUUGGUCUCAGAAUCACUUUCGGCUCAGUACGAGGAAUUCCUGGUGCCACAGACUAUCGGCUGUCCUGCUCCUUCUGGUCAGCACAUUCCUCUCUAUGAAGUCGCUCAUUCCAGGGCUGGUGAUAAAGGAAAUGACCUAAAUUUCUCCAUUAUCCCUCAUUUUCCGCCUGAUAUUGAUAGGCUGAAGAUGAUUAUAUCACCAGAGUGGGUGAAGGAAGCCGUUUCAGUUCUGUCAAAUCACUGUUCCUUUCCUGAUUCAGAUGCUGUUGCAAGAAGAGACUUGUGGGUAAAUGAACAUGUUAAGGUGGAAAUUUAUGAAGCAAGGGGGAUUCAUUCUUUGAAUGUUGUAGUGCGUAAUAUUCUGGACGGUGGUGUUAAUUGCUCAAGGAGAAUUGAUAGGCAUGGCAAGUCUGUAUCUGAUCUCAUAUUGAGUCAGCUAGUUGUGUUGCCUCCUUGAUUGUAGGUUGAGGCAAUGGACGCUUAUGUUGUUGAUGAUUCUGGGUCAAGUCCUUGCUCAACUAGUUAUACAAUCUAAAACAAACAAAGAAACAAAGAAAACUCGCUGUACAAUCUGUUCCUGAUCUUUCAGUAAAACAGUUCCGUUUGUACCAAGAAUCACAUUUUGGUAUCCA
This is a messenger RNA of Coffea eugenioides, 2227 nucleotides long. RefSeq lists its product as uncharacterized. Lineage: Eukaryota; Viridiplantae; Streptophyta; Magnoliopsida; Gentianales; Rubiaceae. The transcript has 14 exons. The record is from RefSeq and is a predicted model, not a curated record. Bases 73 to 2052 code for a protein of 659 amino acids.